AUGGCAAGCCUGGCCAGCGCUAGCGAACGGACAGCUGCUAUCUACAUCCAGGCGGUAACGGCGUCGCCAGCGACACCCGUACCGCUCGCUGAGCUCCAAUUCGAUACACUCGCACCCUCUGAGGCCCAUGUCAUCACAUAUGAGGCGCCCGAGCUACCCGAUGAAACGAAGCUUGUGCGUGUCGGUGUCUACGACCCCGCAGCGAAGCAGUGGGCUUCGUCGACCUCCGUUGCGUCAAUAGAUAAUUUCGAAAAGGGAUAUUCACCAACCCUCAUUCUGUCGGUAGGGCAGUCUGGCGAGCCAAUCAGUGCGGCGGUCCGCGGCGUCAGGAUUGAUGCGGGACAAACGCGAGACUUUGGGCCGCAGGCGAUGGUCCUCGUGACUGCGGCAGGAAAGCAGCCCGAUCUGAAUAAGCCUGUCAUAUUGUCACCUGAGGGGAAGCAGGUUGUUCCAGAGGAGAAGACAAUGCUUCAGAAGUAUUGGUGGGUGAUAGCACUUGUUGUCUUGAUGAGUGUUGUAGGCGGCGGCGAUGAUAAGAAAUAA
Molecule: messenger RNA, 543 nt
Organism: Xylaria bambusicola
Lineage: Eukaryota; Fungi; Ascomycota; Sordariomycetes; Xylariales; Xylariaceae
Exons: 2
Coding region: 1-543 (180 amino acids)
Source: RefSeq, a predicted model, not a curated record